Messenger RNA from Temnothorax curvispinosus, 1771 nucleotides. RefSeq lists its product as uncharacterized. The record is from RefSeq and is a predicted model, not a curated record. NCBI's taxonomy places the organism in Eukaryota, Metazoa, Arthropoda, Insecta, Hymenoptera, Formicidae. The transcript has a single exon. The annotation marks the transcript as partial.
AUGACCUUUAUAACCGAGAACCUCGCGCAGUGUUUACGGCUGAAGAGAAUUCGAAUGCCAACUUCGGUUUCGGCCGUCGGGUGUGUAAAUGCCGGGACGUAUCGAUAUGCCGCGCGAAUAACGAUCUCGCCGAAAGGUAAACAGACUCCGGCAUUCUCGACGACCGCAUUAAUUUUAAAAUCGCUCACGGCAUACGCGCCAAAACGUUUGCCGCUCAAGGCGACGUUGGCUCAUCUCGAGGAUCUCCCAUGGGCUGACCACGACCCCAUGAGCGCAGAUCCCAUUAGCAUUAUAGUGGGCGCGGAAUUGUAUAGCGCUCUCAUUAAAGACGGAAUUCGAAAAGGGGCGGUGGGACAGCCUAUCGCUCAAAAUUCGAUAUUGGGAUGGGUAAUAUCGGGACCUAUCACUUCUAGUCAGGUGGCCUCACAUGCCAUCUCGGUUGACUCGUCACACGAUCGACCUUCGUAUACUGUGAAUGCUCAUCACAGUCUCAAUUCCUUGUCGCUCGAUCAGGAACUCCGACGGUUUUGGGAGGUCGAAGAGAUUCCGCGAAAGAUGACUCUCACUCCCGAGGACGAAAAAUGCGAAGAGCAUUUUCGCCUCACUCAUUCGCGCUGUCCUGACGGACGCUAUAUUGUACGUCUUCCAUUUAAGGAAGGCCCUCCGAUCGAAAUCGGACAUUCUCGCGCUAUCGCCGAGAAAUACCUUAACGGGUUAAUUCGGAGAUUCGAUGCUCAUCCUGCGCAACGGGACGAGUAUUCCGAAUUUCUUCGCGAAUAUGAAGCUCUCGGGCACAUGAGGGAAGUACCCGCUUCCGACUCCAAUGAUACGCAAUGCGUUUUCAUUCCGCAUCACCCCGUUAUCCGGGAAGACAGUAAAACUACGCAUCUGCGUGUCGUUUUCAACGCGUCAUGUCCCUCUUCUAACGGAUCAUCAUUGAAUGAUCAUCUUCUCUCGGGUCCUAAACUUCAACCCGAUUUGCCAGUUGUCAUUCUCCAGUGGCGGCAACAUCGAUUUGUGUAUACGGCUGAUGCUACCAAAAUGUAUCGGCAAAUUCUCGUGGACCCGCGCGACGUGACAUAUCAAAGGAUUCUUUGGCGGAAGAAUCCCAGCGAACCUCUGCGUGAAUAUAUGCUGCUUACCGUAACGUACGGUACCGCAGCUGCUCCGUUCUUAGCACUUCGUGUCCUUGAGCAGUUAGUUAUCGAUGAAGGACAAGCUUUCCCGUUGGCCGUCAUCAUCCUUCGCAAGAAAAAAUAUAUCGAUGAGGUUCUUUUCGGCGCACACACACGCGGUUGCCUCCGUCAAGCUCGCACUCAACUCAUCGCACUCUUAAAAAAGGGCGGCUUUGAACUGCGAAAAUGGGCGAGCAACGACUCGGAGCUUUUAUCGGAUAUCGAUCCGGCCAAUCACGGUCUCGCAUGCAAUAAAAUUUUGCAAACUGAUGAACAUUUAAAGAUUCUCGGAAUUAGCUGGAAUCCCGCGCGAGAUGUGUUCCAGUAUCGGGUCGCGAUCGAAGCUCACAUCCCGAAAACGAAACGAACAAUUCUCUCAAUGAUCGCGAAGUUGUUUGACCCGCUCGGAUGGGUCACCCCCGUCAUAAUUACCGCGAAAGUUUUUAUGCAACGAUUAUGGCGUCUCAAGCUCGAUUGGGACGACGAACUUCCUCCCGACGUGUUCCGCGAUUGGCAGCUUAUCUACACGAAUGUAUCCGCGCUUAAUGAAGUGCAGCUUCCGCGUUGGACAGGGCAGGAAUCUGAUUCCGUUCGUU